This is a messenger RNA of Ipomoea triloba (trilobed morning glory), 1071 nucleotides long. RefSeq lists its product as uncharacterized. The record is from RefSeq and is a predicted model, not a curated record. Bases 25 to 960 code for a protein of 311 amino acids. NCBI's taxonomy places the organism in Eukaryota, Viridiplantae, Streptophyta, Magnoliopsida, Solanales, Convolvulaceae. The transcript is spliced from 7 exons.
GAGCAAAGGAGAGAUUUUAAUUUAAUGCAAGAUAGGAUGUUGAAGUUUGGUAAUGUGGUAUUGUCUGUAUUGUUAUCUGUUUCAGUGAUAUCUCCAUGGCUACCAAUCUCAGUGUGUGCAAAGAAAGAAGCAGCAAGGAAAGAGGACAUUCCAUACAUCAAAUGCCAGGUCUGUGAGAAGCUUUCUUAUCAACUGUACCACCAAGUUCAGAGUAAACAAGCUGAUAUUUCACCCAAGAAGAUGUCUGAGUAUCAGAUAAUUGAGAUUACAGAGAAUGUUUGUAAUCUAAAGAAGCAGGAAGGUGAUUGGAUUCUGAAAAUUGAUAUUGUAGAACAAGGAGAUAGAUUGGAGCUCGUUGAACAAGAGUAUGAAGGACAAUGUAAUUCGGAAUGCAAAACCAUUGAACGCGCUUGUCAAGAGGUUAUGGGGUAUUCUGAUACUGACAUAGCAGAGUAUUUGUACAAUAACAAGCCCCAGCUUGAUUCUUUGCUAAAUUUUCUGUGCAAAGAUGUAUCCAAAGCAUGUAGUAGUAUGCCGCCACCGGUUGCUAAGGAUAGGGCAGCAGGAGAAGCUUUUGUUCCUGCACCCCCGAAAGAUGCAGAAGCGGAUAAGAUAUUAAGAUCCAUGGAGAGUAUGCCAGGAGUACCCAUAAUGAAAAUGUACUCGCGGGAUGAUAUAUUGAACCGGAAUUUUGGUGAUGAAGAUGAAGAUGAAGAUGAAGAUGAAGACAAUGAUGAUGACGCUGACUUCCCUUCAGAUUUGGGAAAACUUGUGAAAGAAAAACAGACUAAAAAGAUGCUGGACUGGAAGCAGAAGAUCAGGAAAGGGAUAGAGGAUGCAGGCGAGGCGGUAAAGAAGCAUGCAACCAAGGUCUCUAACCAGUUUAGCAAGUGGUGGAGAGCAAAGAAGGAUGAAUGGGAGAAGACGACUUACAAGCAUAGUAAAGCUGCUGAGCUCUAGUAGUAGUGUUCUCAGCAGGCGGCAGCAGCAGAUUCUUAAUUGGGGCAACAAACGGUGUCUCUCAUAUAAGAAAUAGGAAUUUGUCUCUUAUUCCAGUUUGUCUCAUAUAAA